CUGCCGGUGUGUGAUGUGUUCUCUUCGUAUUUUUUUUUAUCAUAAAUUUAUUCGUAGUUAUUUGAAUGAUUUGAAAUUAUUUAAUUAAUAUUCAAGUGUUGUAAAGUUAAGUAGCGUUAAAAUGAACAACGCUUCAGUGUCGAAGGGUGUUUUUGCAUAUAAAGGUAGUUACAAAAUUGGCAAGAAAUCUCAAAAAUUUAAAUCGGUAGAUUAUUUCAAUGAACCAUGGUAUCUUGCUUACGAUGAAACAUGGAGUAGCAUUCAAAAGGCAGCUGAGGACAUUAGGCUUAAUAUGUUUCAAGAAAUUUUAACAAAUUUAGAAUUGUUCGUUUCUAAAAUUAAAGAAACACCAGUUGAACAAUUAGAAGAUGGAAUACAAACAGCUGUCAUAUUAACAGGAGUUAAUGUUCCUGAUCAUGAAGCAAUGUUUCAAAAAACAGUUUCUAAAUUAGAAUCGAUAACAAAACACACAGCAGUUAUUUGGAAUAGAGAUACAGAAAAUAUUAAAAAUAUAUUAGAGGAAUCAAUUUAUCAGCUAAUAAACGAGGAAGAGAAUGAAGCUGGAUCGAUUAAAAAGAAUCAGUGUACUAUGCGAGUCUUAAACUCUUGGCAUCAGAAAAAUUGCAAUCCAAAUGAUCCACUUCUUAUAAUUAUAACUGAUUUUGAAAGUGCAUCUCCAGCAGUAUUACAUGACUUUAUUUUAAUACUCAGUGAAUAUUCAAGUACAAUGAAAUUUAUUCUUAUAUUUGGUGUUGCGACCACCAUACAUGCCAUUUAUAGAUGUUUAACAUAUGAUGCCACAUCAAAAUUAUAUGUUCAUAUAUUCAACAUGCCAACACAAUUGAAUACUUUGUCGGAUGUAUUAGAAAAUAUAAUUUUCUGUACGGAAAUACCGUUUAAAUUGACUGGCCGUGCAUUUCAGUUAUUAACAGAUAUGUUUUUAUUUUAUGAUUUAUCCGUAGAGAACUUCAUACAAAAUUACAAGACAUGUAUGAUACAACAUUUUUAUGCAAACAAUGUAAAUUCACUUUGCUGUAAACCACAGCAAAUAAGUAGUAGAAUAUCCACUUUAACAGAUGAAGAUUUAGAGGAGAUUAAAAAAUUACCCUCAAUAGAAAAAUAUAUCCAACAGUUAAAAGAGAAUGAAAGGAAUGAAGAAGUACUAGAAAACGAAAAGUUCAAGGGAACAGUAGCAAAAUUGUUAAACAAAUUUCACAAGUAUAUGGAUCAAUUUUUAACAGUGCUUAGAUGUCUACAUGAUUUGUUGGGAACACUGCCAAAUGCACCUAUGGGCAAACAGUUACGUGAGUUCUAUGUAAAAGCAGUUUACGUGAAGGAUCUGAGAGAAUGUAGCGAAUACAAAAAUUGUUUGGAACUUCUGGGUUUUCUAUCGAAGAAAGAGUUGCUCUCCAAAUUAAAUUCCCUUUUGACAAUUAUCGAUAAGUCAAACGAUUCGGCUAUGAAGAAGCUUAAAGCCGAUCUCCAAGAACACGUAACAAUUAUUGAAGGAGCAAGUUUAGAUGUUAAUGCAGCACCUGCAGAUAUCGUUUCCGGCAAUGAGAAGCUGACUCGAGUCCAACUACAAACGAAAUUGUACAAAAUGUCUCAAAUGAAGUUGCGAUCACCUUUUAAACAAGCGCAAAUAGAUGUAAUCAGUUUCUUGGAUCAGCACGUAUUCGGUGUUUACUUAAUUAAUCCUAAUCUGGUACCAGCUAACGAGAUAUUUUGCUUUAACGAUGGCAAUUUGGCGAAACAACACAUUCGUGGGUCUUUAAGAGCUGCAAUACACACUGCUUUGAACGAUCCGCAGGUGUACUUGAACUGUAGUUGCUGCAAAUUGGAGAACGACGACGCCAUUCUGCCUACGAUGCCCGACCUCAGUAUAAUUUACAAGCUGCACUUGGAAUCCGGCAAGCUGAUGAAUAUGUACGACUGGCUGCAGGCAUACGUGACCAUAGUGGAUCCCAACGAGGAGUCGAAGAAGCACCAGGAGAAGGAAGCAAAAUUACGAGCCCGUUUCACUCAAGCAGUCGCCGAAUUGGAGUUCCUCGGUUUCAUCAAGAGUUCCCGACAGAAAACAGAUCAUGUAAAACGACUCACAUGAGGCAUUUUCAUCGACCAUAACUUUUCAGUAUUAUCAUCCAGAAGCGAAAGUUUACAACUCUUGUAUCUCUUGCCUUGCCAUUUAUAUACUUUUUAAUAAAACGUUUGAAAAUGUUGUCACCGAA
Messenger RNA from Megachile rotundata (alfalfa leafcutting bee), 2228 nucleotides. RefSeq names its product origin recognition complex subunit 3 (gene Orc3). Lineage: Eukaryota; Metazoa; Arthropoda; Insecta; Hymenoptera; Megachilidae. Gene Ontology annotation, biological process: DNA replication; DNA replication initiation. Gene Ontology annotation, cellular component: nuclear pre-replicative complex; nuclear origin of replication recognition complex; DNA replication preinitiation complex. The record is from RefSeq and is a predicted model, not a curated record. Gene Ontology annotation, molecular function: DNA replication origin binding.